This is a messenger RNA of Heterobasidion irregulare TC 32-1, 3144 nucleotides long. RefSeq lists its product as uncharacterized. Gene Ontology annotation, biological process: cell division. The transcript is spliced from 2 exons. NCBI's taxonomy places the organism in Eukaryota, Fungi, Basidiomycota, Agaricomycetes, Russulales, Bondarzewiaceae. Gene Ontology annotation, molecular function: protein binding. The record is from RefSeq and is a predicted model, not a curated record. Bases 1 to 3144 code for a protein of 1047 amino acids.
AUGACUGAGCCAACGCACGAUCUCGAUGAAGCCAUCCAUCUCGAUCGCGAAGCGCUCGCUCUCCAUCCCCCUGGCCAUGCUGAUCGCUCUGACUCCCUCAACAAACUCGCCAUUCAUCUGUGGUCUCGUUUCGAAGGGACAAGACAGAUGCAGGACCUAGAGGAAGCAAUAGAAAUAGAUCGCGAAGCACUGUCUCUCCGACCCUUUGGUCAUUCUGGUCGCUCCAACUCUCUUUUUAACCUAGCAAUCGACUUGCGGUCUCGUUUCAAGCAGACAGGGCAGCUGCAGGACCUGGAGGCAGCGAUAGAGUUGGAUCGUGAAUCACUGUCUCUCCGACCCCCUGGACAUUCUGUUCGCUUCAACUCUCUCAGCAACGUCGCCAUUGACUUGCGGUUUCGUUUCGAGCAGACAGGGCAUCUGCAGGACCUGGACGAAGCGAUAGAACUGGAUCGCGAAGCGCUGUCUCUCCGACCCCCUGGCGAUCCAAAUCGCUUCUUCUCUUUGAACAACCUCGCACAGGGCUUGUGGUCUCGCUUCGAGCAGACGGGACAGUUGCAGGACCUGGCGGCAUCGGUCGAAUUAUAUCGCGAAGCGCUGUCUCUCCAGCCUCCUGGCCAUGCAAAUCGCUCAGACGCCCUCAACAACCUCGCACGGGGCUUGCGGUCUCGUUUCGAGCAGACAGGGCAGCUGCAAUACCUGGAGGAAGCGAUCAGACUGAAUCGCGAAGCGCUGUCUCUCCGACCCCCUGGCCAUCCUGUUCGCCUCCACUCUCUCAGUAACGUCGCCAUCAACUUGCGGUCUCGUUUUGAGCAGACGGGGCGGCUGCAGGACCUGGAGGAAGCGAUAGAACUGCAUCGCGAAGCGCUGUCUCUCCAACCCCCUGGUCGUUCAGAUCGCUCCUUGUAUUUGAACAACCUCGCAAAUUGCUUGCUUUCUCGUUUCGAGCAGACGGGGCUUCAGGACCUAGAGGAAGCGAUAGAAUUGAAUCGCGAAGCGCUGUCUCUCCGACCCCCUGGUCAACCCAAUCGCUUCUUGUAUUUGAACAACCUUGCAUAUGGCUUGCAUUUUCAUUUCAAGCAGACGGGGCAGCUGCAGAACCUGGAGGAAGCGAUAGAAUUAAAUUACGAAGCUCUGUCUCUCCGACCCUUGGAUCAUCCACGUCGCCCCGCCUCCCUCAUUAACCUGGGAGAAACCUUGUAUUCACGUUUCAAACGGACAGAACAGCGGCAUAAUCUGGAGGAAGCGAUAGAAUUGUAUCGCGAAGCGCUGUCUCUCCUACCCUUUGGUCAUCCACAUUGCCCUGAUUCACUCAGCAACCUGGGAGAAAGCUUGCAUUCUCGAUUCAUGCAGACAGGGCAGCUGCAAGACAUCGACAAGGCCAUAGAAUAUUACCGGGAAGCACUUGCAAUAUGCCGUGCCGGAUCCCCCCUAUAUAUACCUUGCCUCGCUGGUCUUUCUCGCGCUUUAUUGGCUCGCUUUCGAGCAAUACCCAGAGAAGAUGAUCUUAACGAGGCCUUCUAUAUGUUUAGCACUGCGACUGAAAGCCGAUUUACUGAUGUAGGGCAGCAGCUCUUGGGUGCGCAAUCAUGGGUACAGUCGGCUCGCGAGUUCCAGCACAGUUCCCUUCUUUCGGCAUACGUACAAUGCUUGGCCCUCCUCCAGCGCGGCCUCGCCAUCAGUCCCAGCUUGGAGUUGCAAUGGAAAUCCCUCACUAGGAACUCUUCUUCGCUUGCAGUCGAUGCUGCGUCGUCUGCUAUUGACAAGGGCCAGCUGAACGUCGCUGUCGAGAUGCUAGAGCAAGGACGAGCCCUGCUUUGGUCCAGAAUGAAGGGUUACAGACAGCCCGUCCUAGAGCUUCGAGCCAUUAACCCAGCACUUGCCGACAAAUUUGAGACCGUCAGCAAUGAGUUGGAGCACCUUGCUACCUCACGACUGCGUUUGGAAGAUGAUGUGUCCGGACGUGUUCCACGAUUCACGACUGCGUGGGAUGAUCAAUGGAAGAAACAGCGUGUACUGUCGGAUGAAUGGAACGAAAUUGUGGGACGCAUUCGCCAGAUCGAAGGAUUUUCAGAUUUUUUGCAGCCAGUGCCAUUCGGACGUCUCAAGCAGGCCGCUGCGGAAGGCCCCGUGAUCAUAGUCAAUGUGUCUUCGUACCGAUCGGAUGCUUUGGUCCUUCGAGACGACACCUCUGAUCCUACCCUUGUUCCCCUUGCAAACUCAGUUUUUGACGAAGUCGGAAAAUUGUCCGAAGUGCUCGGCCAAGCUCGAAGACGCGGUGAGGACACUCUUGCUGCGGUGAUACAUGACGUCUUGUGCGCGCUGUGGAAACUCGUUGCUCAGCCAGUGGUGGAUCAACUUCAAAGUCUCGGAGUUGCUGAGAGGUCCAGGAUCUGGUGGUGUCCAACUGGAAAGCUAUGUUCACUCCCGCUGCAUGCUGCUCAUCCUCUAAUUACAGGCGAACGUGGUCUUCCGGAUCUGUUUGUAUCUUCUUACACUCCCACGCUCUCUUCGCUCAUUUCAGCGAGGGAAAAUAUACCUGCGAUGCGCUCUAAGUACCCCCAGCUCCUGACUGUCGGUCGAGCAGACGACUCUCUACGAUGUGUGGACGCGGAGUUGGACGGCAUACAGGAACUUGGGGACUUUGUGGACACCAUUGUUGAGAAACAGGCAACGCCCGAUGCAGUGCUCGAUAAUCUUCAAACUCACCCAUGGGCCCACUUUGCUUGUCACGGUCAUCUGGACGACGAGCAACCGUUCAAGUCGUCGUUCAAGCUCUAUGGAGGCUCCCGGUUGACUGUGAUGGAUAUCCUGCAGUCCCGCCUUCCCAAUGCAGAGUUUGCCUUCCUGUCUGCUUGCCACAGUGCGGCGGGCGACUAUGUCCACACCCCUGAUGAAGUCCUGCACAUAGCCGCGGCGAUGCAAUUCUGCGGGUUUCGGGGUGUUGUCGGGACCCUGUGGGGAAUGGCGGACGACGAUGGGCCGGUCUUGUCUCAGGAGUUCUACAAGCAUAUGUUCCGUCACGACGAUCCAACGAAGGUGGAUUACAAGGAUUCUGCGGUUGCAUUGAGAUCUGGAAUCAAAGCGUUGAGGAAGUCGGGGGUUCCGCUUCAUCGAUGGGCUGCGUUUGUGCACAUAGGUGCAUGA